AGAGAGAGAGAGAGAGAGAGAGAGGACGAGGAGAAGAGAAAACGAACCAUAAUAAAAUUAAUUCAAAAGGUGAUCUUUUUCGCCAAAAAAUCGAUUUGAAUUCUUAAUAUAAACACACAACCUCGAGAGAUUGUUGGGUUUGAGGGAAAGUUUUGUUAGGUUAAGUGGGCUGGAUUCGGGUUUCUUGUUUUUACUUCUCUUUUGGUGAAGAUUUGAGUUGAGACCAACUUCAUAUUUUUUGUAUGUGAAGCAUCAAUGGCGAAAGAUCAAUCAACUGUUGUUAAGGAUACUAUUUACAAAUUACAACUUUCUCUUCUCGAGGGCAUCCAAAAUGAGGAUCAAUUAUUUGCAGCUGGAUCUAUAAUGUCGCACAGUGACUAUGAAGAUGUUGUUACUGAACGAACGAUAGCGAACCUCUGUGGUUACCCUCUCUGUGGCAAUUCUUUGCCAUCUGAUCGCCCUCAAAAAGGCCGAUAUCGUAUUUCUUUGAAGGAGCAUAAAGUUUAUGAUCUACACGAGACGUACAUGUAUUGCUCUUCUAGUUGUGUUAUUAAUAGUCGAACUUUUUCUGGGAGCUUGCAAGAAGAGAGAUGCUUGGUUUUGAAUCCAGCAAAACUUAAUGAGGUUUUGAUGUUGUUUGAUAAUUUUAGUUUGGGUUCUGAGGGUAGUCUGGGGAAGAAUGGGGAUUUGGGUUUUUCAAAUUUGAAGAUCGAGGAGAAAACAGAAAAAGUUGAGGGAGAGGUUUCUUUUGAACAAUGGAUUGGUCCUUCAAAUGCAAUUGAAGGGUAUGUUCCACAACGGGAUCGUAAUUCAAAGUCCUUACCAUUGAAAAAUCACAAAGAAGGGCUAGAAGCUAACACUACCAAACAAAGUAGUAAAGAAGAUUUUAUCAUCGAUGACAUGGAUUUCACAAGCUCCAUUAUCACUCAAGAUGAAUAUAGCAUUUCAAAAACUCCCUCAGGCUUGACAGACACCAACACUGAUAAAAAAACUCAGAAACCAAAAGCAAAAGGAUCUCAUAAAGGCUCUAAGGGAUCAAAAGCUAAAGGUACUAAACAAAGUAGUAAACAAGAAUCUUUCAUCAAUGACAUGAACUUCACAAGCACCAUCAUUAUCACUCAAGAUGAGUAUAGCAUUUCAAAAAGUCCCUCAGGUUUGGCAGGCACUACUUCCAAAACAAAAAUACAGAAACAGAAAGAAAAGGUAUCUCAGAAAAGCUCUGAGAAUCAAUCUUCUGCUACUAGAAAGGUUGGUUCUAGUAAGACAUCAAGGAAGGUGAAAGAAGAUAGAAGUAAAGUAGCCAUAAAAGAUGAGCUUAGCAGUCAAGAUCUGUCUUCACCUUUUGAUUCCUGUCAAACCAGUUCCAUUACAAUUACUACUGAAGCUAAAGAAAAAUCUGUGUCUGAAAAAGCAGCUAAACCGGUUGAAUCAUCACUCAAGCCCUCUCUUAAAACUUCUGGUGCGAAGAAAUUAACUCGCUCUGUUACUUGGGCUGAUGAGAAAGUUGGUAGUUCUGGAAGUAGAGAUCUUUGCGAGGUUAGGGAAAUGAAAGAUACAAAAGCAGGUCCUGAGAUUGUAGACAAUAUAGACAAGAGAGAUGAUGGUUAUGUAUUAAAAUUCGAAUCAGCUGAAGCAUGUGCUAAAGCUUUGAGCCAGGCUGCUGAAGCUGUUGCAUCUGGAGAUGCUGAUGCCAGUAAUGCUCUGUCUGAAGCUGGACUCGUCAUAUUACCUCAACCGCAUGAUUUGGAUCAAGGGGAUCCCAUGGAGGAUGUUGAUGUGCUUGAUGAAGAAUCCUCAACUAUUAAGUGGCCAGGAAAGCCUGGGAUUCCACAAUCUGAAUGCUUUGAUCCUGAGAACUCAUGGUAUGAUGCUCCUCCUGAAGGUUUCAGUUUGGAGUUAUCCUCUUUCGCGACAAUAUGGAUGGCUCUGUUUGCAUGGGUCACAUCAUCCUCUUUGGCAUAUGUAUACGGCAAAGAUGAAAGUUCCCAUGAGGAAUACUUGAUGGUUAAUGGGAGGGAGUACCCUCGGAAGAUUGUCUUGGGAGAUGGUCGCUCCUUUGAAAUCCAGCAAACUAUUGAGGGUUGUCUUGGUCGGGCUUUCCCUGUUGUUGUUGCUGAUCUCAGGCUACCAAUACCUAUAUCUACAUUGGAGCAAGGAGCGGCGAACUUGUUGGGUACAAUGUCCUUUGUUGAUGCAGUUCCAGCAUUCAGAAUGAAACAGUGGCAAGUUAUAGCGCUUCUCUUCAUUGAAGCUCUCUCUGUAUGCAGGAUCCCAGCACUCAUUUCAUACAUGGAUAAUAGGAGAAUGGUGAUUCAGAAGGUGGUAGAUGGUGUCCGCAUGAGUGCAGAAGAGUACGAGGUCAUGAAGGAUCUCAUGAUACCUCUUGGCCGAGCACCUCAGUUUUCGCCUCAGAGUGGAGCAUAGUGUGGUUUGAGAAUAUUUUAUUGUGGGCAUCCGAGACAUUUUUAAAUUCUGAUUCUCUGUAAGAUUCAGACAUCGAAGACAUCCUUAAAUUAGGAGGUUAAUUUUGUUUACUAGUGAAAUGUAAUGUUGAUUGUGUAUCAACCUUUUGUAAAUAUACUCCCAGACUCGAUCACAACUUUUACACUUGACAAGGAGGAAAAUAAAAUCUGGCCAGUCAAUCUUUUUUUAUGGAUUA
Messenger RNA from Populus nigra (black poplar), 2659 nucleotides. Its product is annotated as putative RNA polymerase II subunit B1 CTD phosphatase RPAP2 homolog. Lineage: Eukaryota; Viridiplantae; Streptophyta; Magnoliopsida; Malpighiales; Salicaceae. The coding region runs from base 256 to 2424 and encodes 722 amino acids. Gene Ontology annotation, molecular function: RNA polymerase core enzyme binding; RNA polymerase II CTD heptapeptide repeat phosphatase activity. The record is from RefSeq and is a predicted model, not a curated record. Gene Ontology annotation, cellular component: cytoplasm; nucleus. The transcript has 8 exons.